AUGUAAUUAGUUAUCCUAGCAUUAUGUAUCAUUGAAAUAAAUUCUUAUGAUUAUUGGGGUAACGCUUAUUAGGCUUUCAAUUCUACUGUUAUUACAGAUAACGAAGGUUUUAUUAAAAUAUAUUUAGGCUGGUUGAUGCAAGGAAACAAUGGAGCAGAAUUUACUAGUACAUGUGGCACAACGUCAUUGUUUGGAGGUUAUAAUAUAUUAGGAGCUGGGGCAAGUGUUUCAAAAAUAAUUUCUCUGCCUGCUCAUUUUAAAAUAAGGGUUUCUUUAGAAUUUUGGAAGUACUUAUGAUAAUUAGAAUAAAGGAUAGAUAGUUGGGAUAAUGAAAAGUUAUACAUUAUUUUAGAUGAUAGUGUAACUACUGCUUAUUGGUAUUGGGAUACCGGAGUAGUGAUAUGUGGAAAUCCAACUUAAUGGACCGAAUGGAGAGAAGUUAAGACAAUAUUUUCAAUAGAAUUCGAGCACAAUUAACCAACACUUGCAGUAAUAAUUACAACCAAAUUAGAUGAAGCUCCAUUGACAGUAUUUAUUUAAUAUUAUAAGGAAUCCUGGGGAUUUAGAAACUUUCAAGUGGAUGUAUUGUAUUGUGCACCAGGAUGUGUAAUUUGUAGUGGAGAUGCGCCUGAUCAAUGUUGGUAUUAUGCAGAAAUUGAAAAAAAUUGGUUCGAAACAGACAAUUUCAACACUGAUGGCUGGUCCCUUAAUACUUUAUAGGCACUUGCCUAUAGUAACUGUGUUAAAAUAUAGGUAAUGGGAGAAAUUGGUUAAUUUACAGGAACUAAAGAAUUAUAAAAGUAAUAUACUUCUUUGGAUCCUCAUUUUAAAGUUAUCUUACAAGUCCAGGUAUGGAAAUUUGAUGUUUGGAAUGCUAAUUCGUUUCAAAUUGUGAUAGAUGGUUAAGUUUUAGCAACAGAAUUAUUUAAUAAUGAUGAGGUUACUCAAUUAUGUGGUGAUAGUAGUGGAGGAGAAAAGUUGAAAAAUAUUGAGAUUACAUUUUCUCACACAUCUGACAGCAUGUUAAUCAAAAUGAAAUCUGACCUUAUUUUAACGACUGGAUCUUGGGGAGUACGAGCAUUUAGAUUAUUUUUAGGAAAAUGCUAUGAAAAAUGCCUUACUUGUUCAGGACCAAAUUACGAUAACUGCUUAAGUUGUAAAACUGGAUAUUUUUUACAUAAUUUUCAAUGUGAUGAUGGUAUAUUUUUAAUUUUACUUUAGUGAAAUGGAUGUUGGGCUUAUAACAAUAUUUUCAACUCUAGGACUUUCAAAUAUAAGCUGGAUGGACCAUAUCAAAUGUAUUUAAUAAUCAAAAUCCAUUUUAAAUAUGUAAUGGCUAGAAUUUAGUAGGAGGAACGUAAUUAUUCGCUAAAGAUGCUUCAAUAACCUUAAAUUUUGAUCUUCCACGUCACACAAAAAUAAGAAUUAAAUUAGAAUUUUGGAAAUUUGACACCUGGGAUAGAGAAUGGUUUAGAGUAUUUGCAGAUGGAACUUAGGUUUAUGAAAUAUAAUUUGGAUUGAAUGGAGUGUUAAUAAGUUGUGGGACAUAUAGUACAAGCUCCUAUGUAAAAAAUUUAGAUUUUAACUUCCCUCAUAGUUAACAAUCUAUCAUAUUAAAGAUGACAUCUAAUUUAGAUGAGCAACCUGAUAAUGAAUCUUGGGGAAUAAGAAAUUUUGAAUUAUUUUAUGGAGUCCCUAAGGAUUGUAGCUACUCCACCAUUGAUUUAAUUACAUUACCAUCAUUCAUAGGAACUAGUUUUGUAUAAUCAACAUAUUAUUCGUCUGAUCAAACUUUGUAAAAUAAAAUAGAAAUAACUGAACUUGGAAUAUCUCUGCAACCUAGUUUUGAUCAAACAUUCUCAGUUGAUUCCGCAAUAAAAAAAUUGACAAUUUUAAUCACAUGGAACUGCUUCUUAAAUGAUAAAGUUUUUUCAAUUUCUAUUUUAUAAAGCAGUUUUCCAGAUUACCUAAGUUCAACAGCAAUUUGUAAAUAAAAGCAAUCCAAUGUAUUAAGAUCUACUUUGAUUUUAUAAAGGACAAUAGUAUAAGUAUCAACAAUCAAAUUAAUUGCAACUUCAACAUCAUUUUAAAUAUAUUAAAUAGUUGAUGGGCAAAAAACAACAUAAUAUGAAAUGAUAAUUAAUUGA
Molecule: messenger RNA, 2147 nt
Organism: Paramecium octaurelia
Lineage: Eukaryota; Ciliophora; Oligohymenophorea; Peniculida; Parameciidae
Source: the annotation of a GenBank genome assembly